UCCCCGGUGGGAGGCGGGCCCGGGGGCGGUGCCAGGGCGGGCUGCGCAGGCGUCCCUUGCACCUUGUCGAUUAGUCAGUGCCGGGAGCGCUGCUAUGGCGUUCCUCGGACCCGCGGCUCCUCCUCACACUGUGCUCGAGGCGGAGGCUAGGAGGGGGCCGGGGAGGAGGAGGCGGGCGGCCGGCCGCCGCAGCUGCAGAGCCGGGGCCAGGGGAGGCGGAGGAGGAGAGGGAGCCGCCGCCGCCAGCCGGGCCGCCUGCAGUGCUCCCCUGGCUUGAGGGCGCCAGCCAUGCCUCGGUGUGGCCGCUGAAGGCGGGCGCCCGCGUCCCCGCCGCUGUGCCUCGCUGCCCGGCUGCCCGCGGCGGGAGAGCGAAGCCGCCCGCCAGCCAGCGGUGGAGCGGGCGCGGGAGCGCGGGGCCGGAGGAGGUGGGGAAGAUGGACCCGGUGCCCUCGUUGGGCUGCAGCCUCAAAGAUGUGAAGUGGAGCCCGGUGCCUGUGCCGCUCGACCUGCUGGUCAGCACUUACCGGCUGCCCCAGAUCGCGCGGCUGGACAGCGGAGAAUGUGUGGAAGGACUGCGGGAGAAUGACUACCUGCUGAUCCAUUCAUGCCGGCAGUGGACCACCAUCACUGCUCAUAGCCUGGAAGAAGGGCACUAUGUCAUUGGGCCAAAGAUAGAGAUCCCCGUACAUUAUGCAGGACAGUUCAAGCUGCUGGAACAAGACCGGGAUAUAAAGGAGCCAGUGCAAUAUUUCAACAGCGUGGAGGAAGUGGCCAAAGCAUUUCCUGAACGUGUGUACGUCAUGGAGGAAAUUACAUUCAACGUGAAGGUUGCGUCCGGUGAAUGCAAUGAAGACACGGAGGUUUACAACAUCACUCUGUGUACUGGGGAUGAACUCACCCUGAUGGGGCAGGCUGAAAUCCUUUAUGCAAAGACCUUCAAGGAGAAGUCUCGACUCAACACAAUUUUCAAAAAAAUUGGGAAGCUCAACUCCAUCAGCAAGCUGGGGAAAGGCAAAAUGCCCUGCCUCAUUUGCAUGAAUCACCGGACCAAUGAAAGUAUCAGCCUUCCAUUCCAAUGCAAGGGCAGGUUUAGCACCCGAAGUCCCCUGGAGCUUCAGAUGCAGGAAGGGGAGCACACCAUCCGAAACAUCGUGGAGAAGACUAGGCUCCCUGUGAAUGUGACAGUGCCCAGCCCCCCACCCAGAAACCCUUAUGACCUCCACUUCAUCCGAGAGGGACAUCGCUACAAGUUUGUGAACAUCCAAACCAAGACCGUGGUGGUCUGCUGUGUCCUCCGGAACAACAAGGUCCUCCCCACGCACUUCCCCUUGCACCUGACCGUCCCCAAGUUCAGCCUCCCGGAACACCUGGUGAAGGGAGAGGCGUGGCCGGAAACCCUCGUCCAUCACUGGCUUGGUAUUUGCCAAGAGCAGUUUGACAUUGAUGAGUAUUCACGGGCUGUUCGUGACGUGAAAACGGACUGGAAUGAAGACUGUAAGAGCCCCAAAAAGGGCCGUUGCUCUGGCCACAGCCAUUUACCCAAUUCCCUCAGCUAUGCCCGAGAUGAGCUCACCCAGUCCUUCCACCGGCUCUCAGUCUGUGUGUACGGCAACAAUCUUCAUGGCAACAGUGAGGUGAACCUUCAUGGCUGCAGGGACCUUGGGGGAGAGUGGGCUCCCUUUCCCCAUGACAUCCUUCCCUAUCAAGACUCUGGUGACAGUGGGAGCGACUACCUUUUCCCAGAAGCUAAUGAAGAGUCACUGGGCAUCCCAGGGAAGUCAGAAGUUCCCUAUGAAGAGCUGUGGCUGGAGGAAGGCAGGCCCAGCCACCAGCCUCUCACGCGCUCCCUCAGUGAGAAGAGCAGGUGUGACCCCUUGAGGGGCUCCACGCAAUCCAAGUGUGCAACUUCUUCUCCUCCUGCCCCUGCGACCCUGGGAGCCACCCUGAAGUCUUCAGAAAUCGCCCUACCUCCUCCUCCAGUGCCUCCCAAAUCUGAAGCUGUCAGGGAAGAAUGCCGGCUCCUGAACGCCCCACCUGUUCCACCCCGAAGCUCAAAGCCUUUAUCCACAAGUCCCUCCAUCCCUCCUCGCACAGUCAAGCCCGUUCGGCCACAGACUCGAUCUCCCAGCCCCACCCUGUCCUACUAUUCUUCAGGGCUGCAUAACAUCAUCACAAAAAGUGACACGAGUCCUCCUAACAGUGCUCCCGUGUCCUGCUACCCUUGCAACCGAGUGAAAAGUGACUCUGCGGACCCCAAGUCCCCAUUUGGAAGUCCCUCUGCCGAAGCGCUGGCCUCUCGACUCUCGUGGCCCAACCAUUACUCGGGAGCAUCAGAGAGCCAGACCCGGAGUGACUUUCUGCUCGAUGCCAGCAGGAGUUACAGCUACCCCAGACAGAAGCCACCUGGCACACCAAAGAGAAACUGCCCGGCCCCUUUUGAUUUUGAUGGCUGCGAGCUCUUAGGCAGCCCGCCCAGCGCAGCCUCUGCAGAAUUCAGCAGCAGUGGCGUCUCCAGUUGCCCCAAGUCCGCCAGCUACUCUCUGGAGAACUCCGAGGACAGCUCCCUUGCAGCUGGCAUGACCAAGCAGAGCAUCUCUUGCCCUGCCUUACCCCCAAGGGCCCCAAAGCCAGUGGAACAGAAAACCACCCCUGAAACAUCUCCUUUGCCUCUGAAAAUCGAUGGUGCUGAGGAGGACCCCACAGCCGGGUCGCUGGACCUCUCCGAGGACCAGUAUUUUGUGAGAAAGGGCAUGCAGGACAUCUUCUCCGUCUCUUACCCUUUCUCCUCUCCACUCCACCUCCAGCUGGCCCCCAGAUCUUGUGGGGACGGUUCCCCAUGGCAGCCACCUGCCGACCUAUCAGGACUCUCUAUAGAGGAAGUGUCCAAGUCUUUACGGUUCAUCGGUUUGUCUGAAGACGUCAUAGCCUUCUUUGUCACUGAAAAGAUCGAUGGGAAUUUGCUUGUUCAGUUAACGGAAGAAAUCCUCUCAGAGGAUUUCAAACUAAGCAAACUGCAGGUGAAGAAAAUAAUGCAGUUUAUUAAUGGUUGGAGGCCCAAGAUAUAGCCAGAAGGCCGUGGCCAGCAUGAGACAGAGCUGAGAAACUGUGCUACAAGGGUGGGCUGGGACACAAACCCAUGUUUUUGCACUAAAAAAAAGACAAAAAACAAAAACCCUUCUCUGUAAAUAGAGACAGAGAGCGUCUUACUAUGCAGAUCCCGUUUCUGAAUGGUGAACAGGCUAUUUUGUACAUCAAUAAAGACGCUGUACAGAACACUUAGAGGUGUGCCUUGUACGUCACUCAACGUUCAACAGCUGCUAAAAGAACUAGAGGCAUGUUCAGAGAACUCGUUUUUACCCCAGUAGGUUUCCAAGAAGGCCUGGUAUUUAUUACAAAACAGCCAAAGCUGAAAGACGUAAACACUUGUGAGCAGUCCCUGCCCCGGGGAGUCGGCGUCCGGCAGUUAAUUGUACUCUGUGGCUUGCUUCGCUUCAUGCCAAUUGUUUAACUCUUGUGCCUGACAAUGUCCGUGGUGUGACAUGACACUUUAAUGUUAUAUGCUUGGGGGAGAUCUUUUUAUCAAAAGGCAUUUUCCAAAAGUCCUGUUUAGAUGGCGGAUGCCUGGCAUCCUUAGAAAUGACACAAAUCAUGACUGCUACAUUUGGUCUGUAACUGCUGCUAGUUUUAUUGAGCAGAGGGAGGGGGAAAAAAGGUAUGUAUGUGUGUGUACCCAGCACACACAGAUAUGUUUAAAUGUAAUUCUGUUUACUUUCUAAUAUCCAUUGGGGUUUAGGGCCCUUUGACUGAGUUUUCUCGAGAACAGUUCACAGAGUAAUUCCAGAGCCUCAGAACCUUUGGAACUCGGCCUCAUAGACCCCACCCCUGAAAACUCAGAAGCAAUCAGUCAAGAGUCUGUUGAAGAAUUUAAUGUUUCAACCCCACCCAUGUGAGGGCUGACUCCUGCAUGUCCAUGCUGACACUGGGGGAAAUGAUGGCUACUCUGAUUCCUGUGUACCCAUGCUGACACCGUGUCCCAGUGAGAGAUCUGAAAAACAUUUCUCCAUACAUUCGAGUUCUUCUCACCACGCCUCUUGCGUCAGGAAAGCUCAUGACUCAGACAGACCACCUGUCUGUUACAUAUGCCACAUCUCUGCACUGAUUCCUAAAAUGUCCAUAAGAGUAUGUGCUUAUACCUCUAAAAUAAGAAGAAGAAGAAUAGUAACAACAAUUAUUACUGUUAUUCUGAGAAUUCCAGAACGUGUCUAAGAAUUUUGCUAAAUGAGAUUAAAUGCUCCAAAAUAUAGCAUCGUGCCCUGACUCUUGACUCUUUGAAGGCAUAUAACCUCAAAGAGUCUCUGGUUUUCUUCUGAGCAACAAUGUAUCCUCCAAACAGUCCCUGAGUCUGUCCCCAGAUUCUAACUUGGCAGACAUCCUGUUAGCAAGAUGCACACCUGAGCCUCUCGGGAGAGGUUGUCUGGCCACCAGGAGGCAGUGUAUCCUGAAGGAUUGACCAUAUUGUGUCACGCCUUCCUGUUCACAGAAAGGAAAUAACUGUUAAAGGUUAGAGCUGACAGCCAGGGCUUGCAGUCCCGUGAAGUGUAACCCCAUUUCUUUCCAUUAGAAAGCAACCUAAUUCCAUCUUGUGAUUUACAGCUGAGAUGAAUUGAUGCCUAGUCUAGUAUCGCAUCUCUGACCUCGUUAGAAGAAGAAAAAGCAUUUAUCCCUUCCUAACAUGCAUCCUAGAUGUAAAUACUGCUUGUAAGUCAAAAGAAUCCUCUCUAAAACAGGCAGCUGGGGUGUUCAGAAGUCAGCCUUGAGUCUGUGACAUUCCCUACUGCUCGCUCACAACCAAGACUCGCGGAGAGUCUGUCUCAGAGGCAGGCCUCUUGGAGAGGAACUAACUCCUUAGAAAGUUAACCUAGCCUGAGAGCAUUAACCCCCUGGAGAAUAAAGACAGACAGCCUGCAAGAGACACUGCAGGUCAUCCAUCCUUCAGCGCCAGUGCUGACCGUGAUCCUCAGACUCAGCUGCAAGCCUCGGGAUUGGCUUGCGUUCACCGUGAAGGCUGCUCUACAAGACAACCACCUUCGUCCAUCUUCUGCAAGAACCUUAAGCGAAAUCAGAUCGUCCAUCCACUUUUAGUUCCUUUGCUUUGGCCCUGGCAUCCUCAGGCCAAGUCAGUAUUGAUUGGGAUCCUGGGGCCUCCCUGAGAGCAAAGAUAGGCCCCGGAGUCAUGCAUUCAUUGGACAUUCACUGUGUAUAUUCUGUGUGUCAGACCCAAGGCUGAGGACAGGCCUCACCCCUGUCCACUUAGUCACAGUUGCUAGCACUGUGUGUGUGCAUGAGAGACUCUGGAAUUCUCCUGGAAAGUGGAUUUAUGAAGAGUAAUAUCCCAUCUUUAAGGAGUCCACAGAUGGAAGCAAUGACAGCCUCCCCUAAACAUGCAGUAAACACCCCAAGAUGCUAACACUUGGAAUGCGUUCAAGGGAAAAUGCAUCUGUCUUUCAGUGUCUCCUGUUUUCUUAUACUGACUUGGAAUUUUUAAUGAUAAUCAGUACUGGCAUUUCUGAAAGCCACAAAUAAGUAUAAUUGCCACUUCUGAGCUGAGCACCUGUCUGUGGAGGAUGCUGGCUAGAGGAGGAAUUUGUAAACCAGCAGAAAGAAAGAGCAGAAGGUAGCAACAGCCCUCGCCUUCCACAGUGGAGCCUCUUCCAACCAGUCAGGUCAAAACAAUACCUCCUUUUGUGACAGACCCUCUACAGCCCAGUGAGUGGCUGUGGGACUUGUGGAGAAAUGCUGUCUACACAGGAUCUUUGGGGGAUCCAUAAACUCACGCCUAAAAUCUUCCUGCCCACCCCCCCCGUCAGGAAAGAGCAUCAGCAAUAAACCAAGCCAAGCAGCUGAAAUGUAAAAUACGAAGUCAAUUCAGAGAGAAAACUCAAGCAUUCACCCACCAAUUCUGUCCACAAUCUCCUAACCGCCUGCACUCUCUGUCUUUAAGUUGAACUGCUCAAGUUUAUGAACUGUGAAAUGUCCGUGUACACUCUCUCCCAGCCCACACAUACCAUCCAAAUUUAUGAAGUUGUACCAAACUGCCCAUUCAGCUAAAUUGCAGUGUUUAUUCUUAUCUUGCAGAAAUGCCACAACCUUAUGGGAAAUGUGACAGUCCAUUCCAGCUGAUCAGAUACAUACAUAAGCAACCUGCAGUCACGAGCCGCCUGCAUAGCCUCCAUGUGCCUCCUUGAGAAGUUCAGCGGGUGGGCGUGGAUGGAUGGAGAGCCCUUCAUUUUCCAAGUGCUUUCCUCGUGCCUAGCAUCCAGAGGUGGAUACCCUGAGUAGCAAACUGGGAAACAGUAUUUCUCCAAAGAACCCAGCCAGUCUGAGUUGCAGUCUACCAAAAACUUAAAUCUGUUGGACACGUGAGGCUUUCGGAAACAUGUCCAUCACAUCAAUUUCCAUUGCUGUCUCUGGAAAUCUGAAGCUGCUAAGAAUCAAGUCCAGAGGGAAAAUGGGGGAAACGGGAUUUUUAUUAUACUGUGGGUUUGUAAUAUAGGAUUCUUGAGGCCAUAUCAUGUUGUCACUUUUUUGAGUUUUCAAGAUUUGUUUUGCAAUUUGCUUCAUUGUGAUAAUGAGAAAUGAGUAAACAUGUGUUUCAAGCUAGGUGCAAACCUCGUCUGGAGUUGUGCUCCUCUGUCCAGCUUGGAAGCUAUGUGUUUUGUAACAGAGCUUAGCAGUGAUGAGGUCCCCUGGUUUCCAGUCUCCUGUAGGAGAGGUCUAGAUAAUCCCCUAGCCAUAAACCGGCCCUUCUGUCUUCAUAUUAUGUUCCAUUUGGAAUAUUGUUUCAGCUAAGACUCAGACAAAACUGAAACUCAAGAACCUGGGGGGGGGUUCCUUCACCUAAAUGGAAAUUGUAUUUUCUAAGUCUUUUGGAAGUGUCUGUACAGUUUUCUUGGCUGGGGAAACAGUGGGCUGCUAACCACAUAUCAGCAGUUAGUUGCUAUCCGGAUCAUUAUCUAGUGGGCCCAAUGUGUACCUCAAGAUAAACACAGUAUGUUACGUCUAAAGAAAUCCAUUGUCUGUUGAUUUAAAUGGUUCUGAAAUGUCUAUAAAUAAAGAAAUUUUCAAGGUU
Molecule: messenger RNA, 7129 nt
Organism: Mesocricetus auratus (golden hamster)
Lineage: Eukaryota; Metazoa; Chordata; Mammalia; Rodentia; Cricetidae
Gene: Garem1
Product: GRB2 associated regulator of MAPK1 subtype 1
Exons: 6
Coding region: 435-3065 (876 amino acids)
Biological process (GO): epidermal growth factor receptor signaling pathway; cellular response to epidermal growth factor stimulus
Molecular function (GO): proline-rich region binding
Source: RefSeq, a predicted model, not a curated record